AUGCCCGCUCCCGGUCACGACGACCCUGCCUCCGUGCCGUUGGAUGGCUUACACACCCUCAACUUGCCCCUAGAACAGCAAACACUCCCACACACGAGCGCAGAUUCCAGGCCCAACAGCCCUACCAGGAACUCUGCCUCGGCGUGCUCCAGCCGCUCCUCUCUCUCACGGAGGAGAUCCGUCUCGAGCAUGAAGGGCCUCAUGCCACUUACACUGUCGGCCUCAGCAGCAAGCUACACGAGUCCGAUUCUCCACGAGGAAAACUUGAGGCAGAGAGUAGACGACUACCUGCCUGAGCUGCUUGCGCAAGAUUUAGAGCUCGCCAGCGAUCUCUUCGCCGCCAAAAGUAUGAGUGCGGGCGCCCCGACAUACUCAGUCGUCGCCGAGUACAUGGCGCGAGCCAAGGCCACUGGGCAGUUUACCAAUCGACUGAGCAUGGCCCUUCCAUACCAGCCAGCGUCAGCUCGAGUCCAGGUUCUCGGUGCUAUUGAAGAGCGGGACUCGAUUGCUUCCCUUCUCGAGCAGCAGCAGCAGGAGCAGCAAUACCACCAUCACGACGGCUAUCUGGACGGAUCCGAGCUGGAUGACUUGUCCAGCGAGGACGGCUCAUUCGGGAUGCCUCCUCCACCAAUCCGCUACCGCCGAAAUCUGUCUAUUAUCACAACCGCGACGUCCUUUACGGAUUCAGUAAAGAAGCAAUCCCCCCAACAUUCGCCCCUGCAUAUGGAACCCGUCUGCGGCAGCUGGAUCGACGGCGACUCUGACUCUGACUCUAAUUCCAACUAUGAUUUUGAGGAUGAAGAAGAUUCAUAUGCUGGACCAGAAUCGCCCCCAACUCUACUACCAAGAUUAUACGUCCCUCAAGAACCACUGUCACCUCUUUUUCCCAGAUCCCCCACAACGCCGCACACUGAUCUUGACCCGUUGGAAUACGAACCAUCCGCCACCCAGGAAUGCAGCCGAAUUCUGCACAAAAAAUCCCAUUCGGUCUCUGAUGUUCCAACUGCUACGUCACUGAUGCCCAAGAAGGGCACGGCAUCGAAGCAGGCUGCUGCAGCCGCCCCCGACACUACACCGUCUAAUCGCGCAAGCAUCAUUGCACAAGAGUUUCAGCGAGCUACGUCGCCCGACUUUUCGGCCGCCGAGCAACGGACGCCGGUGUCACACGUCCUUGCCUCGACACCGCCACCCGUGCCACAAAAACAUCACCAAAGACUCUCGAUGCUGAGUGCGGAGAGUUUGGGAAAACAAAAACAGACGCUCGCCGCCGCCGCCGUAGCCGCCACCGCUCGUCAACAGCCGGCACCCAUCCCGGAAUCACCACCCAUGACUGAAGUGGACACCUCUUCUGAGGCCGGGAUUGAAGAGGGCAGCGCUUACGGCGACCAGGCGAGAUCCUGGCAACCCCUGGAAACGGACUACUCCAGAACGACGCCGCCCUCCUCGCCGCCUCGCCACUUUGUCACCUUGGCCAAUGCGGCGACGCCCUACGUCCCGAACUUUGGCGGCGACGAGCUCGCGAGAGUGGUGCCGCUACCGCCGGAUGUGAUUGAGACGCUUCGGGUCUCAGUUGCAUGUUUCCCCGAGACAAUCCUGCUCUCGUCCAGCCUGACGAUUGAGACGAUUCGAUCGUACUCGAAGAAGAUGAGACACCCUGAGACAGACGUGCUGAGACUCGCAUCGACCCUAGUACCGGACGACGAGGGCACUGGCAAGAGGUCACUCUGGUCAAAGGUGAACCCACUCAAGAAGUCAUCGUCGUCCAGCCUACGGCACAGCGCCAUGCGCUCCAUCAACGGGAGCCGCUCGGGCAGCAUCAGCGGCGUCAUAGGCGGGGUGGGUGGUGGAAGCGCGGACUCGCAAAAAGCAUGGAGCGCGAUCCAAAACGUCUUUGGCUCAUGCUCUGAGUACAUCUGCGACGCGCUCUUUGCCCACAUCAUGGCCUACAAUUACAUCUCGGCGCUUCUCGCCCGCAGCGCCGCGUCCGCCCCUGCCGCCACCACCGCGAAUCUCCUGGGCCGCCACACGAGCUGCCGCAGUCGGCCAUCCACCGACCAGAAGCGUGGGGACGACAUUCCCCGAAAGGCCGCCUCCCUUCUCGGGCUAGGCGACGUCGACUCUGCGGGGAGCAGCAGCAGUCGCUUCGCUCGGCGCACCAGCACCAUGGCUAGCUCCAUUGCGUCGCGACCGUUAUCCACGGACGGGCUGCUCGCUGGCCAACCGAUCUCGACCGCGGCCGGCAGCGGCGAUACGCCGGUGCGUACAGUCCACGCGGGAUUGUACAGGUGCAUUGUACGACUUAUUGCCACGGCCCGUCUCACCUCUGUGAGCGGGCGGCUGGACCAGCCCAUCGUCGACGAGGAAGCCACCGAGGUCGAUCCCUUGUUUAUGAGGAGCCUUUGCGAGGUUGUGCGGCUUGUGGAGGAGACGUCGUAA
Messenger RNA from Cordyceps fumosorosea ARSEF 2679, 2436 nucleotides. RefSeq lists its product as hypothetical. The record is from RefSeq and is a predicted model, not a curated record. The coding region runs from base 1 to 2436 and encodes 811 amino acids. The transcript has a single exon. Lineage: Eukaryota; Fungi; Ascomycota; Sordariomycetes; Hypocreales; Cordycipitaceae.